Molecule: messenger RNA, 8150 nt
Organism: Salmo salar (Atlantic salmon)
Lineage: Eukaryota; Metazoa; Chordata; Actinopteri; Salmoniformes; Salmonidae
Product: inner nuclear membrane protein Man1
Biological process (GO): negative regulation of BMP signaling pathway; nuclear envelope organization
Molecular function (GO): chromatin DNA binding
Source: RefSeq, a predicted model, not a curated record
CUGGGUCUGCUAUUUGUUCGUCACUUCCGUCACAGCUUUGAGGUUUUUUUCCCGAGCAAAGAUGGCGACGGCGCAGCUAACGGACGAAGAGCUUUUCUCUGAGUUAAAGAGCUUUGGAUUCACUCCAGGCCCGGUCUCUGAGAACACGAGACCGGUUUAUUUGAAAAAACUAAAGAAACUACGUGAGGAACAACAACAACAGAAAGGAACCAGGGCGGGGAAAACCCGAAACAGUGGCGGCAGCAUCAACAACAGUAGCGGCGGUGGUAACAGCAGUUACACAGCGGCGGGAGCCAGGCCAGCUAGCAAUGACGUCACGCACCUGAGCACUAGCAGUCGUAGCCCCGGUGGUCGACCGGUCCUAAACGAAAAGAGAACUGGUGGAGCGGGGAAGUUCGUAUUGGGUUUUAGCUCGGACGAAUCGGACGUGGAAGACCCGAAGAAAAAACGAGGAGCGAACCACAGCGGCAGGAGAGACCGAGGCUCCGCGUACCACCAACAACAACAACAGCAGAUCAGGCCUACAACGGGAGCUGCCACCGCCACUCGAAAGAGCCUGGGAGUCGCUGUGAGUACCAGCAGAAACAACUCCUCUCCCGCUGGGCUGCUGGAGGGGAGGAGAAGCGGACCCGGUUCUCUCGGCUGGGUGGACCGGGGAAAAUCGAGCCUCGAGGACUCGCGGCCCGCGGAAGUGAAGGGUUACGACGAAGAGCCCGAAGAGGAAGGCGAUUUUCAGGGGGAGACGGAAAGAGACAGUCGGUCUCUGAAUGGGAACAGGGCGUCUUACUCACUGAACACCAGUAGUAAGCUAGUCGGGGAUUACUCGGAUUCGGAAGAGGAGGAAGAGGAAGAAGGUGGGAUAACAUAUGGGCAGGACCGUCAACGAGACCGGCACUUACAGCAACACUACUCCAGACGGAGUCACUCCUCCAAGCCGUCUCCCCACAGAAGUGCCAGGGGGUCAGAGAGCGGCCAGGAAACGACUACAGGCAUGGCAAUCAGGCUGAAUGACACGCCUGGCGCUAGUAGGAGUCGACUAGACAUGAUGGGAGGCCGGGGGGAGGAAGAGGAUGAUGAAGAGGGAAAGAAGCGAGUGCCCGGCGAAUCGUCCCUGAGCGGGAGCUUGCUGCGACGCCAUUACCACAGGGGGACCAUGUACGUGUCGGCUGUGACUGGGGGGAGCGACCGCGGCAGCCCCGGGGAAAGCAGCGGCAACAAUUCCCCGUCCUCCGCCUACAAUAAAAACCACACCGACAGCGGGGAUGGCGCCACUAGCAGCAGCAGCAGCAGCCGAUUCAGCAUCGGCCUGAGACCUCGAUUCUCCAACUACAACACUCUAUCCGCUACUUACCGACCCAACCAUUCAAAUCAUAGCGGUCCCAACCAUGCCUACAGCCAGUCGAGUCUCAAGCAGAAGCACACGGUGCCGGAGGAUGAGCUGCUCCAGCAAUUCAAGCGGGAGGAGGUGGGGUCGUCCACCGGUGGUUGGGGGUUCAGCGCCCACUACCUGUCCAUGUUCUUGCUCAUGGCGGCCUGCCUGUUCUUCCUCCUGCUCGGCCUCAUGUAUCUCCGGAUGAGGGGAUCUGGAGCCUCUGAGGUCGAUGUUGUCAUUAAGAACCACCCGUUUGGCAGCGAGUUUGACAGUUCUUAUAACAAGAUGGAGAAAGACACCAUUCUGAAACUCUUGCUCAACCUUCACGACCACCUGGCUCAUAUUGCUGGCCAACAUGACUGUACAGACCCGGAGCAGCAGCAGCAGGCCAACAGGAGUCUGUCUAUGAAGGAAGCCUCUGACUAUCUGGUGCAGCAGAAUGAACAGUACCAACACUGGGUUCUCCUCUCUCUGGAGUGGAUCAUACGGACAGGGGAGGACGUUGGCAUACGGCUGAUCGGGGAUAACCCAGAGGAGGAAGUAGCGGAGGUGAGUGAGGUGACUCGCCUGGAGUCGACCCACCCCAAGAUGUCCUUCUCCUGCCGCUUCAGAAGAGCCUUCUUUACAGUCAUCCACAGGGUGCUGUUCAUCCUAACAGUGAUUGGUCUGGCGUGGGGUGUAUUCUACUAUUUGAAGUAUCGUUGGAGGACAGAGGAAGAGGAGACCAGGCAGAUGUAUGACAUGGUGGAGAGAAUCAUAGGUGUUCUGAGGAUCCACAACGCGUCGUGUCAGGAGAACAAUGACCUCCAGCCCUACCUGCCCAUCCCUCACGUCAGAGACUCCCUGGUUCAACCCCAGGACAGAAAGAAGCUGAAGAAGGUUUGGGACCGGGCUGUGACCUUCCUCUCAGCCAAUGAGAGCCGUAUCAGGACAGAGUCUCAGCGGAUUGGUGGAGCUGACUUCCUGGUGUGGCGGUGGCUCCAGCCCUCUCUGAGCUGCGACCAGAUCUCACUCAUUCCCUCUAAAGUCUGGCAGGGCAAAGCAUUCCCUCUGGACAGGAGGAACUCUCCUCCCAACAGUUUAACACCAUGUCUGAAGAUCAGAAACAUGUUUGAUCCAGUCAUGGAGGUUGGUGAAAACUGGCAUCUGGCCAUCCACGAGGCCAUCUUGGAGAAGUGUUGUGACAACGACGGUAUCGUCCACAUUGCUGUCGACAAGAACUCCAGAGAGGGCUGUGUCUAUGUGAAGUGUCUGUCAGCAGAACACUCAGGGAAAGCCUUCAAGGCGCUACAUGGUUCCUGGUUCGAUGGUAAGCUGGUGACGGUGAAGUACCUGCGUCUGGACCGCUACCACCAGCGUUUUCCUCAGGCCCAGGGCUGUACCACGUCACUGAAGCCCUCUAACACCUACAUGAACACCAUGUCCAGACUACGUCACCACACCAGCCCUGAUAGCAGCUCUAACGCUAACUCUCUAGGCUUCUCCUGAGAGGGGGGGCAGAUUACCCCAGCCUCCUCUUUCCCUCAACCCCACAGAUACCACCGCUACCAACCCAACCAGCUCCUCCUUAGCCCUGUGUAACGGUCUCACCUCAACACAAGCCCCCUUCCUUCAGUCUCUCCUUAACAAGCCUCUACUGGAGGUGGUGGCAGCUUGGUGAAUCGUCUGGUUCAACUCACAGGGCUGGGUGAAUCGUCUGGUUCAACUCACAGGGCUGGGUGAACCGUCUGGUUCAACUCACAGGGCUGGGUGAACCGUCUGGUUCAACUCACAGGGCUGGGUGAACCGUCUGGUUCAACUCACAGGGCUGGGUGAACCGUCUGGUUCAACUCACAGGGCUGGGUGAACCGUCUAUCUCAACUCACAGGGCUGGGUGAACCGUCUGUCUCAACUCACAGGGCUGGGUGAACCGUCUGGUUCAACUCACAGGGCUGGGUGAACCGCCUGUCUCAACUCACAGGGCUGGGUGAACCGUCUGGUUCAACUCACAGGGCUGGGUGAACCGUCUGGUUCAACUCACAGGGCUGGGUGAACCGUCUGGUUCAACUCACAGGGCUGGGUGAACCGUCUGGUUCAACUCACAGGGCUGGGUGAACCGUCUGGUUCAACUCACAGGGCUGGGUGAACCGUCUGUCUCAACUCACAGGGCUGGGUGAACCGUCUGUCUCAACUCACAGGACUGGGUGAACCGUCUGUCUCAACUCACAGGACUGGGUGAACCGUCUGGUUCAACUCACAGGACUGGGUGAAUCGUCUGUCUCAACUCCCAGGGCUGGGUGAAUCGUCUGUCUCAACUCCCAGGGCUGGGUGAAUCGUCUGUCUCAACUCCCAGGGCUGGGUGAAUCGUCUGUCUCAACUCCCAGGGCUGGGUGAAUCGUCUGUCUCAACUCCCAGGGCUGGGUGAAUCGUCUGUCUCAACUCCCAGGGCUGGGUGAAUCGUCUGUCUCAACUCCCAGGGCUGGGUGAAUCGUCUGUCUCAACUCACAGGACUGGGUGAAUCGUCUAUCUCAACUCACAGGGCUUUGUUUUCUCUUUAAGGGGACUGUCUGACUGACUGUUGGUUGUCCACAACCUGUCUGGACCACAGGAGUGGUUGGGAGGCUUUAGACUGACAGUCCUUUGGUGUUUUUUGUUGUAAAGACCAAGUCCAGAGUUUUAAAAACAAAACGAUGAGCUAAACUUUGGAAGACCACUUGAACAACCAAUGGGCUGGGAGAUUGGAGACUAGGGGGACGUGGUCUGAGCUUUGGAUGAGGAAGCUGGAGAUGUGUGAUUCUCCGGUGCCGUCGACACUUUCAUUUUUGUUCUUUUUAUAUUACAAACUUUAUGGAUUUAACAAGGAAACAAAACUUCCAUUUUGUUCUAAUGGCAUAUUUAAAAAGAUAUGAGAGAGAAACAACCCCUUCAUCCUCUCCUCCCUCCUUCCCUUUGUUUAAUGAGACUGGCCCCAUGAUUUUUCAAGGAGUUGAGUUGGGCUAUACAUUGAAAUUGCUGCAUGUGCUGGUUAAAGUAUGCCUCCUAUUUAAGCUUUUGAAUUUAUACCAUAAUCUGGAUGUUUUAUUUCCUGGAGAAUGUAAUCCCUUUUUUCUUUUUAGUUUUUAGUCGAGCGGCGGAGGAAAGGGCGGAGGAAAGGGCGGAGGAAAGGGCGGAGGAAAGGGCGGAGGAAAGGCAGGCAUAAACACUUAGCCGUCUGAAGGGUGGGUGCUUUGCUGUCAGCUGGAAAUACAUGUUGAAUGGUUGGCUGGUGGCGGUGGCUUCCUUUUCAAUGAUCUGUAUUAAUAAAGAAAACCAUAAGCUCUCAUUUCCCCCCUGCCUACCGCUACAAUACUCAUACUGACUGCAUCACAUUCUGUAUCCAGAAGUGUGAGUGUUUGUGAGAGAUUGGGAGGAUAACUCUCAUUUUCCCCUGCCUACCGCUACAAUACUCAUACUGACUGCAUCACAUUCUGUAUCCAGAAGUGUGAGUGUUUGUGAGAGAUUGGGAGGAUAACUUGUGGCGAGACAGUGAUUUUGGCUGGUGGUGUUAGUACACCCCCCGGGGCCUACGUCUUCGAUAGAAAGACUCCCUCGCUGUGGAGUUUAGAGAAGAGGGGGCUAAUAACGUGGGUGAUCAGUCAGUCGUCCAUUUUGUAUUUUUGGCUUCUUUGCUUUUCUGUCUUUUAACUCAAUAUUGGUGGCCAUUUAAGCAUCUUUCCUCCCUCAAGCAGCUGCAGCACUUCUCCCGUCAGGCAGAAUAGAUUCCAAUGUUAUAUUGUUUUGUGUUUCUGUUUUAAUUAAUAACAACUUUUUGAUUUAAUUGAUACUGGUUCAUGCUCAUUGUUCCCGCCGCAUAGACUUCUGCUGGAACAUGGGAUUCUAUACACACCUAGGCUUCCUUUUGCUGCACCUCAAAUAGCACCCUAUUCCAUUUAUAGUGCACUACUUUUGACCAGAGCCCACUAUAUAGGGAUUAAAUAGGGUCCUGUUUAGGAUACGUCCGUACACUGAGUGGACAAAACAUUAAGAACACCUGCUCUUUCCAUGACAUCGACUGACCAGGUGAAUCCAGGUGAAAAGCUAUGAUCCCUUUAUUGAUGUCACACGUUAAAUCCACUUCAAAUCGAUGCAGAUUACGGGGAGGAGACAGGUUAAAGAAAGAGAUUUGAGACAUGGAUUGUGUAUGUGUGCCAUUCAGAGUGUGUGAAUGGAUUCCCAGUAAGACACUGGUUUAAUAUGUUUUGUAUAUAUUCAUGGAGGUAUAGAUGGAAUGGAAGGUGUGUGUGUGUGUGUGUGUGUGUGUGUGUGUGUGUGGAGCUGUUCCACGAUCCCUGCAAUACAGCCCUGUGUUUCUGCUGCGUGUUAAAACGGCACACUAUUCCCUACAUAGUGCACUACCCCUAUGGGCCCUGGUCUAAAGUAGUGCACUACCCCUAUGGGCCCUGGUCUAAAGUAGUGCACUACCCCUAUGGGCCCUGGUCUAAAUUAGUGCACUACCCCUAUGGGCCCUGGUCUAAAGUGGUGCACUACCCCUAUGGGCCCUGGUCUAAAGUGGUGCACUACCCCUAUGGGCCCUGGUCUAAAUUAGUGCACUACCCCUAUGGGCCCUGGUCUAAAGUGGUGCACUACCCCUAUGGGCCCUGGUCUAAAGUGGUGCACUACCCCUAUGGGCCCUGGUCUAAAGUAGUGCACUACAAAGUGAUUUGGAUGCCAUGUCAGAUGCAGCCAGUCCUGGGUGUACAGGAACAGAGUUCAGCUGGUUUCAUAUGUGAAGCUCCAGAUUCCAUGUAUUGGUAGUUUAUACAUACCAGUUUUAUUACUACUUUGUGUGAGAGAGAAAUCCAAAACGUGUCCCCAAAAUGGCACCUCAUUCCCAAUAUAGUGCACUAAUCCUAUAGGCCCCUGGUCAAAAGUAGUGCACUAUAUAGGGAAUAGGGUUCCAUUUUUGGAUGCGAGCAAACACUUUUCCUGCCAUGUUGAAGUCAUUUGACUUGUUUAGUGUAUUGUGGUUGUUUAAUUGUAUCCAGCCAUAGUUGUUGAUAAACGCAGACCUAAUGUAAUAUUAUUAUAGUCCUGUCAGAUAUGUUGCAGAGAGAACACGCAAACCAGUUGUUUUUUAGAUGUAACACGGAAAUAAAAUGGUGUUUAACGUUGAUGCAGAAAUAAGCUGAUUCAAAAUGUUUUGUUUGCUUGUUUAAAGUACAAGCUCCAUGUGUCCGUGUCCCAAACGCCACCCUCUUUCAACCCAAAAUAGUGUACUAUUUAGGGAAUAGGGUGCCAUUUUUGAUAUGCACACCCCAAGUAUUCCAACCACCUCUUGUGUCUAAAUGGAGACUGUAAAGUUCUGAAUGAUUGCUUGUUAGACGUUAUGUUGUCGUCCAAUCAUAAUGCUUCAAGAUCAAAGGAUUCACCACCAUUAAGGUUAUUUGUAUUUUUUUGGGGGGGAUGCAGUGUUAAGUUGAAAGUGGGGUGCAGUAAGUUGUACAAAACAAUGCACAUUUAAAAUACAUAUAGACUGUUUUAACCUGGUGCAGUCCUGUCCCCCUGCAGCAGUUGUUGACCUGGUUGUGCCUUAACUUUGUGCUUUAAAAAAACGAAAACAAAAAACAACUGGCACUGCAUUACUGGAGAAUGUCUUGGGUUUAUUAUAGUGCUACAAUCAUUGUUUAAAGGGAACGUAAGGUCAGAAAGACAGAGCUUUAUUACAGAUUGUUUUCUUGGAAAGUUAUGUUUUUUUCUGGUCUGGCCAACACCUGGAAUGGGGUGUUUUGUAGGUGUUUGUGUCCAACAAUAUGCUUUCCUGCACCCCCACCAGAGUACGUCCCCAAAUGGCACCCUAUUCCCUAUAUAGUGCACUACUUUUGACUCGAGCCCUAUGGUGAAUGGGGUGCCAUUUGGGACUUAACCAGUAUUUAUUUUAAAUUCAAGUCAGGUUGUUGUUUGGAUAGUCAUUUUUAAUGUUUAGAUACUUUAUGUGCUUACUGUCCUUCCCAUUACAGAAUGACCUUUACAUUCACUUUAAACAAUUGUAUUCCACUGCACAGAGCUGAAUAUGUACAAAAUAAACAACAUUUAAAAUGGAAGCCAGUUUUUGCUGACUGUACUUUCCUACGUGGUGCAUCGUGGGUAAUGGUCAUCUUUUUAUAUUUUUGUAAUAUUGUCACCAACCUGAUGUUGAAUAACAGUGAUGCACCCGAAGGUUGUUUUUCUUAUGAGAAACUAAGUCAUGUAUAAGAAAUUAUUUUAAUUAUAAGAAACUGUAUAUAAGACUGUAUAAAGUGAGUGAGUGAAUGAAUGUACAUGUUUGGUCUGUGUGCGGCUUACAAAAAACUCAAAAAGUUUUCCAGAAAUCCCGGUCGGAGGAUUUUUGGUAUUUUCUGCUUAUUCCCUCUUAAUUCCGGGAAUCUUGCAACCGGCAUUUCUGGAAAUGUGGGUAAAGUUUCCAGAAUUCUCUAAACCUAUCUGUGUGGCACUUCUCUACGGUCCAAGGUGAUGCUUGCUGCUUCAACUAUCAGCUUCUCCCCCCCCUAAACGACAUUUCCUUCUCUGAUUUAUGUAUUUUAUGUAAACAUUGUACAUUUUAUACCUCUAAUAUGUACUAUUAUUAUAUGCAGAAGCCGUUUUAAUUUCUAUUGUAUCGUUCAGAUUGACCUUUCACGACCCCCCUCCUCCCUUCAAGCCAGAUGAAGCUAAAGUUGUCCAAUAAUGUCCAUGACAUUUAAAAGGUUCAGAUGUUUUUAAUGUAAUUUUGUCACUUAAUUGUCUUGUAAAAAUGGCUCUGAUUAAAGUGUUUUUUUCCUCA